AGCACUAUCGUCGAAAGCAUUGCGAGUGUUGAGCGUGUCGUAGCCAGUGCGCGGCGUGACAUUAUCAGUGGGGGCAUGGUGCUGCGGUGUUUGGGGGGCACCCUCCUCGGCCUCGGGAUAUGCCUCCUCCUCGGGGGCAUGCUCAUCGACCGGUUCUGGCCCUUUUUUUUCAGCAACCUAGUUCAGCCGCAAUUAGCGUUAACGUCGAGUUCUCUUAAUUAUGGACUAUGGAAAGAAACCCCUGUGCCAUUGUACAUGGAUUUCUACUUUUUCGACUGGAUGAAUCCUAAGCAAAGUUUGGCAGGACAGGAAAAGCCGAGGUUCAUAGAAAGAGGACCUUAUGUAUUCAG
This is a messenger RNA of Bemisia tabaci, 350 nucleotides long. NCBI's taxonomy places the organism in Eukaryota, Metazoa, Arthropoda, Insecta, Hemiptera, Aleyrodidae. The record is from RefSeq and is a predicted model, not a curated record.